ACGUCUUUAGCGGCGUUUCGGCCUCUCACGAUGACUUCAGUUCUGCGCGGCCCGAAAGAAACAUAAAAAACUGGAACUUAUUAUUAGACCGGCGGAACCCCGAGUUCAUUCAUUCAUACAUUCCAUUCACAUAGAAGCUCAACAGGAAUCGUUUUCUUUAAUUAAUAUCCAACCCCAACCAACUUAACUCCGAUUCAUGAAAUCAAUCAUAUCAUUUUAGAAUAAACACUUAAUACAAUACACAAAAAGAGCGCAAUAUAAUAUAUCCAUCCAUAUAUAUAUAAUGGACUAUUCAACGCCCCCAUUCGAGGUCUCUUUCAAGGGACUGCUCUUCGACAUGGACGGCACUAUCAUCGAUUCAACAGCCGCAGUCGUCAAGCACUGGCAAACAAUCGGCAAUGAGAUCGGUGUAGACCCGGAGGUUAUCCUGCAGACGUCUCACGGCCGGCGGAGCAUAGACAUGCUCAAGCUGCUCAGCCCGGAAAAAGCCAACUGGGAAUAUGUGAGACACAUGGAGAGCCUGCUCCCGAAACUGCACGGCGCAGACGCGGUCGAGAUCCCAGGCGCGAGGGCCCUUCUCAGCAGCCUGAUAACCGGGUCUGCGCGCUGGGCCAUCGUUACCUCGGGCACGUUUCCGCUGGUCACGGGCUGGCUCGACGUGCUGAAGCUGCCGCACCCAGAAACCCUCGUGACGGCGGAGUCCGUCGCCAACGGGAAGCCCGAUCCGGCAUGCUACCACCUGGGACGGGAGAAGCUCGGGCUGAGUUCUGACGACAGCCCUGACGUCCUCGUCUUGGAGGAUAGCCCGGCUGGCAUCAGGUCCGGCAAGGCCGCAGGAUGCAAGGUACUUGGCCUGGUCACGAGCCAUACGGCCGAACAGGUGCUCGCCGCCGAGCCCGACUGGAUCGUCCGGGAUCUGCAGUCCGUCAAAAUGGUCCGAAGCGAAAAGGACGGUUCCGUGACGCUGCAGAUUUCAGAUGCCUUGGUUGCGCCCGCAUCUGUUUCGAAUGGGAACUGAGGGAUGAAGAAUCGAUAAUUCAAAGACAUUACAACGCCGCAAUUUCCAGAGUCUUAGCGGCAGCAUCAUCAUCAUCAGUAGUAGCAGUAACCUAGGUGACAAGACACACACUGUCGAGGUCACAGCGUGCCAAGACAUUUCAAUUACAACGAUGGGGCGCCAUUUCCCUUACCACUUUGAAGACACGAGCUUGGCAUUGUCUUUUCCGUCACAUAUAGCCCUCCUUGUUCGGCAUAUAGGUUAGGAUUAUCGGGCUUCAUAAAGCGGACCGGCUAACUUCCGGAGGGAGCCUCCACGGGAAAGAAAUAAGAAAAAAAAAGAAAUACACAGGAAUAUACGG
Daldinia caldariorum is the source of this 1358-nucleotide messenger RNA. RefSeq names its product HAD-like protein. Gene Ontology annotation, molecular function: beta-phosphoglucomutase activity; sugar-phosphatase activity. Lineage: Eukaryota; Fungi; Ascomycota; Sordariomycetes; Xylariales; Hypoxylaceae. The record is from RefSeq and is a predicted model, not a curated record. The transcript is spliced from 4 exons. Bases 284 to 1018 code for a protein of 244 amino acids.